AUGGAGGUGGCGUCGGCAAUCCCGUACACUGCAAUGUUGACUUGUAAAAUCUGUGUUAGUAAAAGGGCUAAAUAUACCUGCCCACGGUGUUUUAUAAAUUACUGCUCCUUGAAUUGCUACAGAGAUCGUCGACAUGGUAAAUGUUCGGAACAAUUUUAUCGCGAGUGUUGCGAAAAUGCCAUCCGAGGCUUGGCAGUUGAUGACGAAAGGCGUCAUCAGAUUGAAAGGAUGCUGUCACAAGAUGCGGAUUUAUGCAACUUUAAUAAUGUAGAGUAUCAGUCUGAAGAGAGCGAGGAGGAAAGUUCUUCCGAAGAUGAUCCUGGUGAUUUAUCGGAGAGGUUAAAGGGUAUUGACAUGACUUCGGGUGAUAUCGAUACCGAGAAAGUUUGGGAAUUGUUGUCAACUAAAGAGAAACGAGAAUUUCAUAGAUUACUUGCAACAGGCAAUAUCUACGCCAUUGUGCCUACUUGGACGCCUUGGUGGCAGUCAGCUGCUCAGAAGCUUGUCACUUCCUUUCCUGAUGAUUUCAUUGAUGCCAGUGAAUCAAAGCCGAUAAACGUAGCCGCACAACCGCUGUCGGAACUGCUGUCAGUUGAACCACAUCCUUCCGUGAUUUUCUCACUCGCCGAAACCUUAUUAGGAUUUGUUUUUGUCUCUAGAUAUUUCAAUGGUGACUACCUAGCCGACAUGCACGUGGCUGCUUGCCACCUUCUCCUCGAACUUGUAUCAUAUUUUCAACCCCCAGUUACUCGGAAAAGUGCUCCGAACAAAACACGAAUCGUCAAGAGCCCCGCAACUAAGAUGAUCGCUUUUACCAACUUUUCCGAAGUCUUAGCCUCCUUGCAGUCGCGCCUAGGUCGUAAUCAUCUAACGUGCUCACAUAAAUUGAUGCUCCUGCUAACUGAUGAUCUUCACUGUUUGCUGCAGAAGUUCGACAUAUUUGUGGAUCGCGUUCUGUGCGAAAUUAUACAGAUUAUGUUGGCGACCAAGACAAAGAGCAUUCUGGCUGCAUCGGCUCUUCACAAAGUGAAGUUUCUCCGUGCUUGCGUUGGAAAGCGCGACCAAGCCUCCGAUAACUGGUGCAAGAGAUAUGUUCCACCUCUUUUUGAUGCAGUGGAGACGUCGAUAUGUGAACAAACGAUGAGAAUUGAUGCUGAAGGAACACAAGAACGAUGGCGUAAUCCGAGAAAGUCGAAGGCUGCUGGCUCGGGCUGGCGCAAUAUUCUCCGAGAUAAUCACAACCACCAAACUUCCUCCACAGAAGACAUGAAACUGAACGUUGAAUACAAAAUUACGUAA
Hydatigera taeniaeformis is the source of this 1299-nucleotide messenger RNA. Lineage: Eukaryota; Metazoa; Platyhelminthes; Cestoda; Cyclophyllidea; Taeniidae. The record is from the annotation of a GenBank genome assembly.